UGUGCGCAGGACGCAGUUCGCGCCGAAACGGUGGAGUGAGCGCACGGACGCUCUCCACAGAACUUGGGAUAAAUAAUCAAUAAUUAUUUUAACUAACAACAAAAAUAAAGUGCUAAGGUGAAGUACAAUAACCUCAAAAUGGCACGAGGAAUACUUUUAAUAUAUGGUAUUUAUUUAUUAUGCUGGCAAGCCGACGGUAAUGAGAACAACAAAUAUGAUGAUUAUUUACUAUUACGAUUGUACCCCCGAGCCAGUAAAGAAAUUGACGUAUUAAAUAACUUAGAGAAGAGUAUAGAAGACAUAGAAUUUCUUAAAAGAAGUAGAAGCUUCAAUGAUACCACCGAUAUUUUGGUGCCUCCAAACAAAGUGCCCUUAAUUCGAGACUUAGCCUUGGAAAAUGGUAUAGUUUUUGAAGUAAAGGAAAAUUAUGGCAGGUCAUUUGAACCAGUAGAUAGAACACCAAGAAGAAGAAUAUUACGAGGCUUCGAUGUAUUUGAAUAUCACUCAUAUGCCGCUAUGCAAGAACAUUUAGAUAUAUUAGUAAAACGACACCCAGAGCUAAUAAGCUUGCAAACACUCGGAGAGAGCUACCAAAGGCGGAGAGUGAGACUGGUUAAAAUUUCCUCAAAUCCCAAAGCAGGAAAUCCCAUUAUAUUCAUUGAUGCUGGUAUCCACGCCCGCGAGUGGGUGGCGCCCGCGAUGGCGAUGUACCUCGUGCACCGACUGGUCAACGACCCCGAAGCGCGACGGGACCUCGCCGGCGUGGACUGGUACAUACUGCCCGUGGUCAACCCUGAUGGCUAUGAGUUCACGCGCGCUAGCAAAGUGAAUCGUCUCUGGAGAAAAACGCGUUCCAAAAAUACGGUGUACGGCUGCUUCGGUGUCGAUGGCAACCGCAACUAUGGUUACAAGUGGGCGGUCAGCGGGGUCUCUAAGAACCCUUGCGACCAAGAAACAUACGCCGGGCCCAAACCCUUUUCCGAACCAGAGACGCAAAUGGUUCGUAAUGUUAUGAUGGAAUACGGGAAAAGAAUAAAACUUUACGUGUCCUUGCACAGCUAUGGACAAUACCUGGUGUAUCCCUGGGGAUACACUGGGGACUUCUUGCCCAAAGAGUGGCAGAAGUUAGAUUCUCUAGCAAGAAUAGUUUCGAAUGCUGUGGAAAGUGCUGGUGGGCAGCCUUUUAGGGUAAUGAGUGCUGGUAAGUGGUAUCCCGCGGCCGGCGGUAGUGAUGACUUCGCGUUUGGUGCUAUCGGUGUCCCAUACUCGUAUACCAUGGAACUCACAGAUGGUUAUGAGUUCUUGUUCCCAGAGCGGCUCCUGCAUACAGUUUUCCCUCAGUAUUAUGAAGGUUUCAAGGCAUUCGCUGCGCAAAUAAGGAAUGAAUUUCCGCCUACCAGGCACAAAAAGAAAAUAUCCAGCGUAGCUCAUUGACUCGAUAUGCUAAACUAAAUAAAAUGAAAAAUCGAUAACU
Molecule: messenger RNA, 1474 nt
Organism: Zerene cesonia (dogface butterfly)
Lineage: Eukaryota; Metazoa; Arthropoda; Insecta; Lepidoptera; Pieridae
Product: carboxypeptidase B-like
Exons: 7
Coding region: 139-1434 (431 amino acids)
Biological process (GO): proteolysis
Molecular function (GO): metallocarboxypeptidase activity; zinc ion binding
Source: RefSeq, a predicted model, not a curated record